Messenger RNA from Alternaria burnsii, 264 nucleotides. RefSeq lists its product as uncharacterized. NCBI's taxonomy places the organism in Eukaryota, Fungi, Ascomycota, Dothideomycetes, Pleosporales, Pleosporaceae. Bases 1 to 264 code for a protein of 87 amino acids. The record is from RefSeq and is a predicted model, not a curated record. The transcript has 2 exons.
AUGUUUCAACAAGACAUACCAAGAUCAUUAGAAAGGAAAAGGCUCUUGGCCCCCGCAAGUUAUCGCAGUCUUUGUCUUAAGGCUAGAAAUGGGUUGUUGAAGACAACCAUUACCAACCAGUCAGGUCUGAUGCAGAUUGCAAAACGCAACUCACUUCAAUUUUCUUUACUCAAACUUCCAGGAAAGAUACGAAACAAGAUCUAUGGGUACGCAGUUGAAUACCACCCAGUUGGCAUACACGGCUAUUUCCCUAUUAGAAGAUAG